Messenger RNA from Schizosaccharomyces cryophilus OY26, 4015 nucleotides. Its product is annotated as ER-localized ubiquitin ligase Doa10. Bases 94 to 3810 code for a protein of 1238 amino acids. Gene Ontology annotation, cellular component: endoplasmic reticulum membrane. The record is from RefSeq and is a predicted model, not a curated record. Gene Ontology annotation, molecular function: zinc ion binding. The transcript is spliced from 4 exons. NCBI's taxonomy places the organism in Eukaryota, Fungi, Ascomycota, Schizosaccharomycetes, Schizosaccharomycetales, Schizosaccharomycetaceae.
CAGUCGCCAUAAUUCGUCCCGCUAUCUGUAGCGAUUCUUGCUUAUAAGGGUCAUUUUAAGGCGUAUUGUUGUCCAUUGGACCCAAAUACAAAAAUGAACUUGGAUGAAGAGAUUUGUCGGGUUUGUCGGUGUGAAGGAACCGAAGAUUCACCAUUAUUUCAUCCUUGUAAAUGCACAGGAAGUAUUCGUUAUGUUCAUCAAGAAUGUCUGGUGGAAUGGUUAGCUCACAGUAAAAAGAAACAUUGCGAGCUUUGUAAAUCCCAAUUUAGAUUUACCAAAAUUUACUCGGAUACAAUGCCCCAAUCCAUUCCCUUUUUUGUGCUUUGUAAGAAGGUUGUUGUGACUAUGAAAAGGAAGUUGCUUUUUAUUUCUAGGGUUUUAUUGGCAUUGUUUUGUUGGACCAUUUUACUUCCUUUAAUAUUACAAUAUGUUUGGAGUUUAAAUUUGAAGCUAGGAGAUGCUUAUACCUUUGCAUCCGCAAGUGGCACUGCAAUCCAUGGUCAAAGAACUCCUGGUUACUUUGAAUCCAUUUCUUCGAUUACAUCUAUACCUCGAUUGAAUAUGUUAAUUGCAAGUACAGCUCAGGGACAGGUUCUAACAUUCGCUGUGACAUUUGUCUUAAUUACUGCGUUUCUUGUUCGUGAAUGGGUUUUGCAGAAUGCAGUUCAUGUGGUUGAUGAGCUUCAAGGACAACAGUUUAAUAACCUUGAUGAGAACAACCAAGCUGCUGCGCAAAACAUGCGUGAAGUUCAAGAAGCUCGCCAAAGGCUUGCUGUUGUAAUGGAUCAUUUGCGUGAGCGUCAACUUCAACGUAAUGAAGAGCUACAACGCAAUGGUAGAAUUGAAGAACUUGAUCGUGCUCGUCGUCGCUUUGCUUUGCUUGAAAAUAAUAUUCGCGAUGCUGCUAAUUCCAUGGUUAAUGUUCCUGCUAGGAAUACCGAUGACGAUCUAAUGGAUAACGAUCAGUUUCCAAGAGUGAACCCGUUUGCACCUCAAAGGCCUCUUGAUGGAAUCGAUAAUAUGGGCUAUAAUCGUAUUCAGCCCAUUCCCGGAUCUGGCCCUCAUUCUCACGCAUCCUCUACAAAUUUAAAUGAGUCAGAUAACAUCAAUAAUCUAAAUCAACCUGCUGCUGAUUCCUCAACGAACUCCCCAACUUCUUCAGAUUCUGAAAACGAAGAUAACCAUGCACCUGAAUCUCCUGAGAGAGUCGGCGAAGCUCGAGAAGAACCACAAGUUAUUGGCAAUAUCCGUGACAUUGAAAAUCGUGCUGUGAGGAAUGCUGUUAUGGAAGCACAAAAUGAAGUUGUAGCAGAUGAGGACGUUAAUGCUGCUGCACGUGCUGCUCAAAUUGCACAUGCUGAUGAUGCCGAUGACUUUGAUGGGAUAUUUGAGUUCCUUGGUCUCCGCGGUCCAAUUUUAGGAUUUUUGCAAAAUUGCUUUGUGAUCGCUUUCGUUGUAUCCAUGUUUUUGACCGUUGUUGUUGGCGUGCCUUAUGUGACUGGAAGAAUUUUCGUGGAAUGGACAAUUUUCUUCGUUCAACGUCCUACAGUUGUUUUAGCGUUUUGCUGGGUUAUAUUACGGACGGUUUCGGAUUGGACGCUUGGAGGCCUCUUUAACCUGUCAAAGUUGCUUUUCAAACUUCCCGGGGUAUCUACGUUUGGAAAUUCUGUUGGUGUAUCAAGUUUAUUCAGUAUGUCUUACGAUCAAGUAUUCCAAAUUUGCACAGCCUUCUUUCAAGAUAAAGUCUACCCUUCUUUAAGUGAUGGCAAUGGUAUUCUUGCACAGCGGAUAAGUAUGUUGCAAAACCAAUUUAUAGAAACAUUUUCCUUAUUCCCUGUCUUUCGUGUUUCUCAUAUGUUUGCCAAAUUAUUGAAGGACUUCGUUCAAAACUACUCUACACGACCUGUUGAUCGCAUCUUCACAUUGAUGGUCGGAUACAGUUUGUUUUCUUCCCUUGGAAUAUCGUACUUGAACAGGAAACAAUUUCUAUUUAAGGAUCCUCAAAUUCGAAACGUCGAGCUUGCAUUUCGCGAAGGUCUACGUCAAUGCGGUUCUAUAGUAAAAUUUAGCAUCAUAUUUUCUAUCGAAUUAGUUACUUUUCCUAUAUUUUGUGGUAUUUUGUUAAAUCUUUGCUUGAUUGGAACCUUUCAAAACAUGACUUUAGAAACUCUCUUUUAUGUUAUGUCGGACCAUCCAUUCCCUGGAACCUUCUUUGCAUGGUUUAUUGGUAUAACCUUUAUGUUUGAGUUCGCCGUGUUUAUAUCAAUGAUUCGAAAAAUUGUUCGCCCUGGAGUUCUCUUCUUCUUGAGAGACCCCAAUGAUCCACAAUUUCACCCAAUUCGAGAAAUAUUGGAGAAACCCAUGCUUCUUCAGUUAAAGAAAAUUGGAUUUAGUGCAAUCCUUUACUUCAGUUUCAUACUGGGAUGUGUCGGUAGCGUUAUCCACAUUCUGAAGAUGACGGGUAUGGUGUUUCCGUUAAAAUUUACAACCAAACCCGUUGUUUUUGAGGCACCCAUUGAUUUGUUGGCUUUACAGGUUUUAAUACAUGUCAGUAUUAAGCUUUUCAAGCCAAUGGACUUAACGCGUUUUCUUUGGCGCUCACUGAUAAGUAUUCUGUGUAGAGGUUUACGAUUAUCGUCCUAUGUAAUGGGUAAACGAUACAGGGAUGAAGAGGGAUAUUAUCCCGGGAAGAAACUAUCAAUAUUAGGAAGAUUGUUCAGUAAACCACAGGUAGUUGAUGGUGAGUCCGAUUCUGAUGAUCAGAAGAGCAAAGAGAAGGAUAUGAAAGACCAAUUAAUAUUUGAUGGAUGUUUUCUAAGAUGCCCAUCGAAAGAUGUCGUUCCCGUUCGUCCAGGUGCUAUGUUAAUCCCUAUAACGGAGGAUGGUUAUCAACUUCCUGAGAAAAAGGAAAAGGUUGAAGAAAGCUCAGAAUAUACGACUGCGUAUGCACCACCAUACUUUUAUAAACGAUUAAUUGCUUUGCUUUUUUUCUGUUGGUUAGUAUCAAUUAUAACGACUGUAUCCUUGGUAUUUUUCCCCUUAUCGCUCGGACGUGUCUUAUAUAAGACAAUUUUUCCCGCUGCUUUCGAACAUGACUUGUAUACAUACAUCAUUGGUUUUUGCUCUCUGGUUUUCCCUAUCUAUUCAAUCUAUUUCCUUACUAGUCACACGGACAGUAUUAAACGAUUCAGUCAAAACGCGAGAAUAGAAAACGUAAAGCGUGGUUUGAUCAGCUAUGUUAAAUUGGGAACACUGUAUUUUUUCGCUAUUAUCGUUCUUCCUAUCUUGACUGGUGCAGUUUGGGAAUUGUAUGUCUUUAUACCAUUUAGAUCGCUGUUUAAUAAAGGCUCUUUAACUGUGGAUGCAUUGCAAAGCUGGAUUAUAGGAUUAUUCGUGGUUCGUAUCCUGUAUUGCAUAGCAUCCUCUAAUGAAGACCGGGCUUUAACUAGAGCUCUAAGAGAAGUCCGACGUGAUGUAAACGGUGGUCCCCAUAUUCAUGAACUGAUGACUGCGUACAUAUUACCCUUUACUGGUGGAUUAAUGUUGGCGGUUACUUUCCCAAGUUUGCUUACUUACUUGACGUAUCCUUUCUUGUCUUCAGUCCUUCCUAUGUUUUCGAAGACGGACUUUUAUCGUAUGAUGCAUCCAAUGUUUUUAGGAUUUGCUGUUUUAGCAGUAAUCUGCCGCCGUUUGGCAGAACUGAGCAGUAAAUGGUCCCAGGGCAUCCGUGAUGAUCUUUAUAUGGUAGGAUCAAGGCUGCAUAAUUAUGAUGAACAUGAUCCUUCGAGAGAAGUUGUUUCAGAGGAAUGAAAAAUCAAUAAAAAAAUAAAAAAUGGACGAUUUUUAGUUCUUUGCUCUCUAAAAUUAAGAGAGUGGAGUAGAGAAUAAGGAAACAAGGAAUCAGAUGUUUGAAAAUGUACAUUAAUAUUUAGUAUUAUGAUAGCUCUAUAAAAACUCCCUUUGAUAAUUUAUAGAAAGUGUGAUAAUUUUUUUCCUUUGUAUCUAGAUUAAUUUG